AUGACAGACAUUACAAGCUCCAUUGAAGAUCGGUCGGCCGAGAUCGAUCGUUGUUUAUCACUUAUCGCUCCUUCACAACCUGACGAAUCCAAGUUUGUGGGUAUGCUAUUACUCCCUCGCCUUUUACAACAAAACGAGCCCGAGUCAGUGCAACGCGUCUUUGAUGGCAUGAACUUUAAGUUUAUUGAAAGACUAUUGCGUACAAAUACAAGUGACAAUGGAUCUGAUAGUCAAAUACCGGGCCAUGUUCUCCGAGAAAUUGCUGUGAAUGUCUUAGCUUGUUUUGCUCAUUAUGACAAGAUGGCUGCAACACAACCCAUGGCUGAUCGCAUCCCUGGUUUAUCCACCAUUCUCAUUGCAAAUGAUCCAUCGGAUACAACACAAGAAGCGCUUCAUACCAUGAUGUGUGUUGCUGUUUCAAAGGAAGGCCUUGUACGCAUGCUUGAUCCCGAUGUACUCAAAAACAUCUUGGAAUUGGUGGCAGAAACGAGCAAUCAAAAAGAACGACAACUAGGAACACAAUUGAUCCAUGGUACUUUUGCCCGAGCAUGUCACCUGUUGCAUGAAACGCGUAUCCCCAGCUUGGCAUCUGCACUCAAAUACGCCCUCCCAACAUUAUUCACGGCACUCUCUCGGUUAUUGGACAAGCAUCAAGAUGAACUCAAAUUUGAAGCACUCGAUUUAUUAAGCAGUAUUCUACCUAAUCUUCCUUCAGAGGUUGUACGCAAAUUCAAGGAUGAAAACGCAUCGGACUUAUCCAGCUGGCUGGAUGGUCUUCGUUCAGGUCUUCGACAAUUACUCACUACCAAGCUUGGUGACAAGUAUAGAGAUCAAGCCAUGGUGACAACGGCAUGUUUACUUCGAUACUUUGAUACCGAUUGGCUAUUUGGCACAUUGAAGAAAACCAAGCAAUCUCGACGACGUAGCGAAAAGAAGCCUUCCAAUCGCACUACCGAUGCCACAGAAGCCGACAUCAAAUUCCCUCAGCUACUGAUCCAUCUUGUGGCCGUGGAAACGCGUGUGAUUUUGGAUGAUAUCCAUGAUCGACGACUCAAUGAACACAAUUUGCAAGCAGUGGAGGUGGAUGAAGAAAAGGAAAAGCGACAAGAAAUCAUGCUUCCCAUUUACUAUGAAAUCCUUGAAUCAGCUAUCCAGUACCUUUCUUCGCAUUAUGACGAGGAACGUGACAGCGGCAUGGAUGCUGAAGUCCUUCUCAAGAUCAGAACAGCGCUUACGGAUACAAUGAACGUCGUCAUGGAAUUACUCAAAUUCGUUCAAGAUACGUCAUCGGAUGACCAGCUGGAAAAUGAUAUGGUUGCACAAGCUAGCAUGCGCAUUGUGGCAGUGUAUUUAGCAGAAGAAGGAUAUGAAAUGGAAUAA
This is a messenger RNA of Lichtheimia ornata, 1380 nucleotides long. RefSeq lists its product as uncharacterized. The transcript is spliced from 6 exons. The record is from RefSeq and is a predicted model, not a curated record. Lineage: Eukaryota; Fungi; Mucoromycota; Mucoromycetes; Mucorales; Lichtheimiaceae. Bases 1 to 1380 code for a protein of 459 amino acids.